Messenger RNA from Rotaria socialis, 384 nucleotides. Lineage: Eukaryota; Metazoa; Rotifera; Eurotatoria; Philodinida; Philodinidae. The record is from the annotation of a GenBank genome assembly.
AUGAUGAGUAUCCAUCCAAACAAUUUAUUUAAUUUAAAAUUAACUUUAAAUAAAAUAAACUUUAAUAUUCCUGCUAAUGCUAAAUGGGCACAGAACGGCGUGACUAUUGCUGGAGGUCACGGGGGAGGGGAUGCCACUAAUCAACUCUACCGCCCUUAUGGUCUCUUCGUUGAUGAUGAUCAAACAGUGGUUAUUGCUGACUACGAGAAUCAUCGUAUCAUGCAAUGGAAGAACGGUGACACAACGAAUGGACAAGUUUUUGCUGGUGGUAAAGGCCAAGGAAAUGGAUUGAAUCAAUUGAAAUAUCCAAGUGAUGUAUUAAUUGACAAAGAGAAUGAUAGUCUCAUCAUUUGUGAUCAAGGGAAUCGACGAGUUGUACGAUAG